UGUUGACCGCGACUACGGGCGGUGCUCGCCGUGCUCUUAGGCCGAAAAUGAUUCAAGUGCAUGGGGAAAGUGUCAUAAAUGUGAAGUUUUCUGCUUUUUACGGGGUAUAAGUGUGUUGUUUUUGGAUGUAAUUAUGUUUAAACGGAUCGCUCCGAGAAACUACAAGUUCAUACCGUACUAUAUGAAAAAAAUUAACUAAAGAGCUGGCAACGAGCUUUUUUGCAAAUGGGACUACAAAUUACCUAGAAAGUGAAUGAUGGGCCAAUUUGUGCAGAGUAUCUUCGAGCAUCUUUACUGAAGAGUGGAAGAGUAUGAAGAGAACCAAUCAUAUUAUUAUUUAAAAUAAAUGAAUUGAGAAUAUCAAGUGAUGAAAAUAUUUCAUUAAAAUGAUAUUUUCUCUCAGUGAGCUAGUUCAUUGGCUGGGCCUUACAACUUUAGAAAUAUGGAUCAACUUAGUAUCUGUUACAAUGUUUUUAAUCUUACUAAUAUUGAAGGUGGACAAUCAUUAUUUUUCUGGCCAUCAAGACUGGUGGAUAGUUUUUUUGCCAUUAUUUGUUGCCGAUGGAUUAAACUCUUAUUUCUGUUCUAUUAUAUUCAUAAGAAUGUAUAUGGAAGGAAUGAUCAAAGAUGCUGUUCUAAGAGCGCUUUGGAGUUUGAUUCUGUUACUCCUAAUAUUUAUAUUUAAAUAUUUUUUGUGUCAAAAAUUAUCGGGUCAAGCUUCUUUGGAAUAUUCUGAAGUUUUAAGCCCUGUAUUUUUUCUGUUACAACUUAUUGCUAUUAGAGCCUGUCAGCUCCAUUAAAACGUAUAUAUGUAGGUGCAUGUGAGUGUUGUAACCCUAAAUUUCUAGAUUAACUGAUAUAUCAAUAAAAUUUUGAAAUUUUUAUUUUCAAUGCAUAUUGAUGAUUAUUAAUAGAAGUUAUUGUCGCAUGCAAGGAAGAAUAAGAUUCUGUUCAAUACAAAAAUUCGUUGAUUCAAACAUAAUCUGUGCUAAUUUAACGAUAUUAGAGAUAUUUGAAAAUCAAGGAUCUUCUUCUCACAUCACUUCUCUUUUCUGUAUUUGGUGGCAAAUAAAUAAUUUUUCUAUUUUUCUC
Molecule: messenger RNA, 1092 nt
Organism: Belonocnema kinseyi
Lineage: Eukaryota; Metazoa; Arthropoda; Insecta; Hymenoptera; Cynipidae
Product: transmembrane protein 203
Exons: 2
Coding region: 387-800 (137 amino acids)
Biological process (GO): intracellular calcium ion homeostasis
Cellular component (GO): endoplasmic reticulum
Source: RefSeq, a predicted model, not a curated record